Messenger RNA from Chironomus riparius, 3305 nucleotides. The record is from the annotation of a GenBank genome assembly. Lineage: Eukaryota; Metazoa; Arthropoda; Insecta; Diptera; Chironomidae.
GUUUACUACUCUGAUUUUCAGAUCAAGUAAAGAAAAAAAAAUUAUUUUAAUUAAUUUAACAAGAAACAAAGAGACGUAAAUAAUUUGGAAGUAAUUUAGAGAUUAAAUGGAAGGCUAAUAAACAGGAUAAACAGCAAGAAAGGUGAAAUAAAAAUCAUAUAUAUAGCCAAUAAUGGACGAGACCGAGGAUUCACCAACGUCUUUAUGGAUGAUAAGAGCUGCAGAGCUAUUUCCAAAGGAAAGAACGGAAAAAGAAGACGCUAAUUUGCAAAUUCCGUUUAAUGAACUGCCUGGCGAGUCAGUGAAAUACAUAGGAAAAUGUGAAAAUGGAAAGCUUGCAAUAUCAAAUUAUCGCUUAUAUUUAUCAAAUUCUGCAAAAUCGUUUGAAACGUCAAUUCCAUUGCGUGUCAUUGAGGCAGUUCAGAUAAAAGAAAUUUUCCAAUUAAUUAUAAGCUGUAAAGAUUCGGUCACAUACGUUUGUUCCUUCUCAUCGAAUGAGUCGUGCGCUGAGUGGUAUAAUCGGAUUGCAAUUGCAACGGGUGUGCCUGAUCAACUUGAAAGUCUUUUUGCAUUUCCAUUUCAUGCAUGGGUAUCGGAAUCAACAACUUGCCUCGAUCAAGAAUGGUUUAAUCGAUUACAGCAUGCAACAGACUACGAUGAAUAUUUUCAACGUGAACUCGAACGCUUACAAUUUGAUUUAAAAGGAGCUUGGCGAGUGUCAACAAUUAAUUCUGAUUUUAAAUUAUGUCAAUCGUAUCCCAAACAAAUGAUUGUUCCUGCUUGUAUAUCCGAUGAAACACUUACUUCAGUUUCUAGCUUUAGAAGCUCCAAACGCAUUCCUGUUGUCACUUGGAGACAUCGUUCAGGUGCAAUUAUUUGCCGUUCAUCACAGCCAGAAGUUGGAUGGCUUGGAUGGAGAAAUAAUAAGGAUGAACAGCUACUGAAAGCACUUGCCGAUGCUUGCUCGUUUGAUAAUGGCACAAAUUCACCAAAGACAGAAUUAGAACUAGAUUCAUCCGAUACAUCACAAACAGAAAAUGUAGAUAUUGAUAAACCUAAGAAAAUUUUAAUUGUAGAUGCACGAUCUUAUGCCUCUGCUGUUACAAACAGGGCGCGUGGAGGAGGUGUAGAAUGUGCCGAGUACUAUCCUUCAGCGGAAAUACAAUUUAUGAAUUUAGGAAAUAUUCAUGUUAUUAGAAAAUCCUUUCAAAGUCUUCGUCAGUUAUGUGCACUUGAAAUGGAUAUUCCAAAUUGGUAUAGCUUAUUAGAGAAGACAAACUGGCUUCAGCACAUUUCCGGACUCAUAUCUGCCACAAAUAUUGUAUGUCAUGCAAUUGAGAAAAGUAAUCGUCCAGUCUUAAUUCACUGCUCAGAUGGAUGGGAUAGAACCCCUCAGAUAUCGGCCACAGCUCAGUUAUGUCUAGAUCCAUUUUAUCGGACAAUUGAAGGCUUUAAAAUAUUAGUAGAGAAAGAAUGGCUGAGUUUUGGACACAAGUUUGGUGAUCGUAUCGGUCAUGGUGUUGGAAGUGAUGAUACGAAUGAGAGAUGUCCAGUAUUUUUGCAAUGGAUAGAUUGCAUUCAUCAAAUACAUCAUCAGUAUCCGUGUAAUUUUGAAUUUUCAAAGGGAUUUCUCAUAAAAUUAGCCCAGCAUGUUCAUUCGUGCUUAUUUGGGACAUUCUUAUGCAAUACAUACAAAGAGAGAAUAGAAAAUUCAAUUUUCGAUCGGACUUUUUCUGUGUGGCCUUUCCUAUCAUCACCAAUCUAUAAGAAUCCAUUAUAUCAAGCGAAUCGCGACAAAGUUUUAUGGCCAUCACAUAAUGUUCGCAAUUUGAUAUUCUGGAAUGACUUUUAUUUAGGUAGCUUUCAUACGCCGCAUAAUAAUGGAAAUUUAGAGAUUUCAAAUGAUACAAUUUACACAGAGAACGGUAUAAUAAAGACGAGAAGCUUCGAUGAUUUAGUAUCGGAAAUAAAAAGUAAGGAGAAUUCUACUCGAAGACUUAGUGAUCCCUCAAUAGUAUUUGGCGAUAAUAAUAUGCCAUUAACAGUAAGCAUUUUUCAAGAAAAUUCAUCCUCGUCAUCAGCAACAACAGCAACCAACAAUAAUAUAAAUCAUCAUAACAAUAUUAAUCAGCAGAACAGCAUCAAUAAUACUAUUAAUAAUAUUGACGUGAUUAAAAUAAUGGAAAAUGGAAGUAAAGUCGUGAAUGGAGACAGUAGUGAAUUAAAAUGUGAUGUGGAAUCAAAGGAAAUUAUAAAUUGUAAUGGAAAUAAUCAUCAUGAUGAUUUAAAUAAUUUUAAAAAUGCCCAAAAUGGAACUGACAAUGACAAAAUUACUGAAAGUACUAUAAAUGAUAAGAUUGAGGACGAGAAAAUCAAUGGAAAUGGACACCAUGUUCCGUUCGAUGACUGUAAUAAAGAUGAGGUAGAUAGCGUAAAGGCAAUCGAAAUUGAAACUAAACUUAGUGGUGAUAUGAAUGUGAAAGCAUGUACAAUGCCAAUAACUAUUGAUAAUUUAGAACAACAUUUGAAAAGAACAAAAUUAAACUAUCCAAGCGUCAAUGGACAUAAAAAUGAAAGUGAUACGAAAAGCAAGAAAGAAAGCACAUCAUCAAAUGAUUCACAACUUUCGACGCCUGCAUUGCGCUCAGCGACACCUGCAAUAUUGGAUCGUAACUUUAUACUUCCUGACGGUUUAUCACAUGCAUUGAGUCAAGAAAAUUUACGGCUACAGCAACUAGUCUAUGAACAUAAACUCAAAGAGGAAGCACUUCAGAAUGAACUUUAUUUAAUGAGAUUAGCAUUACUAAAAACCACAUCUUGUCAGUGCAACAAUAAUCAAAAUACUAAAACGAAUAGUGCAAAUAUGUCGGAAGAUGCGCAUCCGGAAUGUAAUUCAGAGAAUUCGAUAUGUUCGUGGGAGGCAGUAGAAGAGAAAUGCGGUCCUACAAUAACGCCUUGGAUUCCCGAUCAUGCACGAAAUAAAUGCAAAAUUUGUCAAAUUGAGUUCUGGUUGGGACGAAGGAAACAUCAUUGCCGUUUCUGCAAGGAGAUAUUUUGUGCAGAUUGCAGUGACAAUUUUGCUCAGUUACCAAAUGAAGCUUGUCAACCACCAGUAAGGCUCUGCGAGACAUGCUACAAAUCUAUUACUGAAAAAGAUAAUUAAAUGUGGGAAAUAUUAAAGAAAAUAUUAUUUGAAAAAUGUUAUUUUGAGGUUUUAAACAAUUCUUACACUAUAAUAAUACUAUAAAGAUUAUAAUAAAACAGAUGAUUUAUUAAUUGUUUUAAAGAAAAGGACAGAAAAUCAA